Messenger RNA from Annulohypoxylon truncatum, 1109 nucleotides. RefSeq names its product dienelactone hydrolase. The record is from RefSeq and is a predicted model, not a curated record. Gene Ontology annotation, molecular function: hydrolase activity. NCBI's taxonomy places the organism in Eukaryota, Fungi, Ascomycota, Sordariomycetes, Xylariales, Hypoxylaceae. The transcript has 3 exons. Bases 234 to 986 code for a protein of 250 amino acids.
AAUAGCUAGAAGGAAGCUUUUCUCUAAAGGAAAUAAGGAGCUUCGUUGCUGAUAAAUAUCUGUACCUCGUUCCUCCUCUUUGCGCCAAUUACUAUCCUGCGUCGCUCACACACCUUCAACUCUUCUAACUCUUUUUGAUAGCUAUCAUAGCUCUCUGACAGUUUACAUAACCCACACACGUCUGCUUACAUAGGACCUACAUAUAAGUACCUAGUCAUCGGCAUAAAUCGAAAAUGGCAUCUAACCCUCCCGGAGACUGUUGCACCAAGGGCUUCAGAUAUGAAGGCACCCCAACAGGCAAAGACUUCAAAGUCGGCGAGCACGAUGCUUACCUGGCCACUCCCGCCUCUAACGCCAAGGCGGACACUGCUAUUCUGUUCAUCCCGGACGUCAUCAGCAUCUGGCAGAACAGCAGGUUGAUCGCUGAUCAGUUCGCUGAGAGAGGCUACCUCACCCUUAUCAUCGACCCCUUCAAGGGUGAUGCCCUGAGCCUAAAUCGCCCCGACGGCUUCGACUUUGUUUCCUGGUUGACCAAGGGUAGCAAUGGCCAAAACCCUCACACCACCGAAGCCGUUGACCCUAUCAUCGAGGAGGCUAUCAAAUAUCUCAAAGACGCGCAUCACGUCAAGAAAUUAGGAGCUGUCGGCUACUGCUUUGGUGCCAAGUACGUUUGUCGCCACUUUAAGAACGGUAUCGAAGUCGGCUUUGUUGCUCACCCCUCCUUCGUAGAGGAGGAUGAGCUCGAGGGCUUCAAGGGGCCGCUGUCUAUUGCUGCCGCCGAAACGGACGCCAUCUUUCCGGCUGAGAAGCGCCACAAGUCCGAGGAGAUCCUCGCCAAGAAGGGUGACCCUUACCAGAUCUACCUGUACUCCCAGGUCGUCCACGGCUUCUCUGUCCGCUGCGACACCAGCAAGAAGAUUGAGCGCUUCGCCAUGGAGCGGGCCUUCGAGCAGGCUGUCGUCUGGUUCGAUACCUGGCUGAUCUGAUAAAACCGUAAUCUUGACACACAAACCCGAGGAAGUCACAGGUAGUCGUCAUGCGAUGUGUGCUAUGUCCGACGGAAGGUUAUAGCCUACAAAUAAAUCCAUAGAUAAAUGAAGGCUCGACCU